Molecule: messenger RNA, 891 nt
Organism: Aspergillus luchuensis
Lineage: Eukaryota; Fungi; Ascomycota; Eurotiomycetes; Eurotiales; Aspergillaceae
Exons: 1
Coding region: 1-891 (296 amino acids)
Source: RefSeq, a predicted model, not a curated record
AUGCAGAGUUUCGAGAAGACAUUUCAACAGGCGGGUCUUCGGGAGUAUCUCGCCAACCCGUCUCUCCUGCAGACCAUUUCACCACUUUACGAUUCCAAUUUAGCACGCUUAAUUGUCCUUCAUGCCGUUAGUUCCAUGGUCAAAGAUCAUCUCCAAUCAAGAGGUAUUUUGUUUCCAAGGAUUUCAGAUACACCUGGAGCAUUCAUCCUUGCGGAUGAGAGCUCCCAAAGCCGGGUAGCUCAGCUCCUGAACAGCAUCCGCAUACUCCACGACGACGGCCAGCCAGGUGAUCAUCACAGCAGCCACUUAACAGCCGACUUACUCUCCAUGCAUUGUCUGACCCCUUUUGAGCAAAUCGAAAUAAUCGCUGGCCGCGAAGGACCCGAAGAAGCCGAAGUUGUAUUGCCACUUUCGGAACGAUGGUGCCAAAGCAGUCAGGCACGGAAGGCCGUAUGGUACGCCAGCCAGUUUAUUCGGUGUCUACACCAUCUUAAUUCCCAAAGCUUCACAGAGUUCUUUGCGGUCGGAGCUUACCAAGCUAGUCUGUGCCUAUGUAUAUAUGGGACUAUGGCCCAAAUGCCACCUUCGAGCAACCUCUCUAGUGGACCAAGGACAGGAGGUAAUUUCCAAAUUGAUGGACCAGACUCUGCUGUGAUACAGAGAUGGAUGAUUUUGGGGUCUGGAACCCCCGUGUUGGGAAGCGUGACCUCAGCCUCCACGUUCUAUGGUGGUAUGCCGCUGGGUGCCACCAGGUCUAUUCUUCUUCGAGUUCGUGACCUCCUGUAUGUCAGGGCGUCACAGAAAAACCUGUUACCACUGGUUACUGGUAUAUGUGAUCUUCUUUGUGCCUUGAGCAUUACAAAGCAGAUAGAGCCCCGGUGCCUCUAUUGA